GUGAGGCCAACAGCGAAGUGGAUGCCCAUUUUCACAACUGGGCUACUACAUGUCCAAAACCAAGCCACUGGAUAAUCUUCCUUUCCACCCAGAUACAACUCCACGCCACGCUACUGUUCAGCAAACAACUUGGACAACCAACAGUUAGGAGUAAUAUUCUGUCCCCCUCUUUGCAACUGGGACUUUAAUUUUUUCGAAGAUUCAAUUAAAUUAUAAAGCAAGAAGCUUCGAAGGUAGAAAGCAAGAAAGGCCGUGCUUCUUUAGGCCGAAGAUAUGCUUCGAGAAUGUGGAGGGAAAUCAGAGACAGAGAAGCGGGCAAAACCCGCCCCAAUUCAUUCAGGAACCGGGUCAGUUCCUCCAGGAUCUCUAAUCUUCAACUCUCCAAUUACAAAGACGUUGUCUCCCCUCACAGAGGUUCCAUCAACUCUCUUCAGGUUGAUUUGACAGAGGGGAGAUACUUAUUAUCCGGGGCAUCAGAUGCAUCAGCUUCUGUUUUUGAUAUUCAACAUGCCACGGAUUUUGAAGGGGGAGGAGAAGGAGCUCUUAUUGCCAAGCACAAGUCUUUAAUUAAUAUUGACAAGCAACAUCAAAAUGGUCAUAAAUUUGCCAUAUCUUCUGCUAUUUGGUAUCCAAUUGACACGGGCCUAUUUGUUACUGGUUCUUAUGAUCAUUAUAUUAAAGUUUGGGAUACAAAUUCCACCCAGAUGGUUAUCAAUUUCAAAUUGCCUGGAAAAGUGUAUAGAACUGCAAUGUCUCCGUUGGCAACUUCUCAUAUGUUAAUAGCCGCUGGAACUGAAGAUGUUCAAGUUCGACUCUGUGAUAUUGCUUCGGGGGCAUUUGCGCAUACGCUAUCUGGUCAUCGUGAUGGUGUUAUGACAGUGGAAUGGUCUACUUCAAGUGAAUGGGUUCUGGUUACUGGGGGAUGUGACGGUGCCAUACGGUUUUGGGAUAUCAGGCGUGCUGGAUGUUUUCUUGUUUUGGAUCAGUCCCAGUCUCAGCUUGGCAGACGGCCACCUGUGCUUGCACGAUCUGCCUUGAGUAAGGUUUCAACUUCAAAGGCACUAUCUAAAGGCCAAAAUCUCCUUGGAAAACCAAGGAUGCCUCAAAAGAAAUCUGGUGGUGGGAAUGGAAUAAAGCAUUCACCUCUUGGUCAAGUUCCAGCCAAGGGAUAUCUCAAGCAACGAUUACAUCCAGGGAUGUUGUCAAGUCAGGAUCGUGCCACUGCACAUUAUGGUGCUGUUACUGGUUUAAAAAUAACUGAAGAUGGCAUGUAUCUUCUAAGUGCAGGAUCAGAUUCAAGAAUAAGGUUGUGGGAUGUCGAAUCAGGCCGCAAUACCCUUGUGAACUUUGAAACUGCACGCUUACAAACUAGCAAGCCAAUUCAGUUGGCCACAGCUCAGGAUUCAAAUCUCGUUUUUGUUCCAUGCAUGACCUCUGUGAAAGCAUUUGAUGUUUGGUCGGGUAAGACGUAUGUGACAUUUCGUGGCCAUUACGAGUAUGUGAACUGUUGCUGGUUUAGUUCUCAAGAUCAGGAACUGUACACAGGUGGCAAUGAUAGACAAAUUCUAGUUUGGUCCCCGGCCAGAUUGAUUCCCAACGAGGAUGCAAGUCCAGCUGAGGAUCAAGAUAACUGGAGCGAUUGACAUCUGCUGCUGCAUCGAUUUGUACUGGAUAUCUGACCUUUAUGUAUUUUGCACGUGCCCUAGUUUAUCUUCCUCUAGUGACUUUUCUUUUGUUUCUUUAGUACCUUCUUUAGUGGCUUUGUAUAUUGACUCCCGAGUUAAAAUUGUACAUGAAUUGAGGAACAGUUGAAACAAUAGAAACUUAUACCCUAGUUAUGAGA
This is a messenger RNA of Populus nigra (black poplar), 1843 nucleotides long. Its product is annotated as WD repeat-containing protein ATCSA-1. The record is from RefSeq and is a predicted model, not a curated record. Bases 285 to 1643 code for a protein of 452 amino acids. Gene Ontology annotation, cellular component: nucleotide-excision repair complex; Cul4A-RING E3 ubiquitin ligase complex. Gene Ontology annotation, molecular function: protein binding. Lineage: Eukaryota; Viridiplantae; Streptophyta; Magnoliopsida; Malpighiales; Salicaceae. The transcript is spliced from 9 exons. Gene Ontology annotation, biological process: protein polyubiquitination; proteasome-mediated ubiquitin-dependent protein catabolic process; transcription-coupled nucleotide-excision repair.